Leucoraja erinaceus (little skate) is the source of this 4138-nucleotide messenger RNA. RefSeq names its product solute carrier family 30 member 1a (gene slc30a1a). Lineage: Eukaryota; Metazoa; Chordata; Chondrichthyes; Rajiformes; Rajidae. The record is from RefSeq and is a predicted model, not a curated record. Gene Ontology annotation, biological process: intracellular zinc ion homeostasis; zinc ion transmembrane transport; detoxification of zinc ion. The coding region runs from base 403 to 1989 and encodes 528 amino acids. The transcript has 2 exons. Gene Ontology annotation, cellular component: membrane; endoplasmic reticulum; Golgi apparatus. Gene Ontology annotation, molecular function: calcium channel inhibitor activity; zinc ion transmembrane transporter activity.
UCGGGCCCGCCUAGCAACAGGGUUUGAUUGGAGAGAGGGAAGAAAUGGGUCCGUGCUGAAAAAUAAUAAAACCCGUGCGCACAGACUUGGGGGGGGAGAGUCUAGUGAGAGAGAGAGAGGGAAAAAAAAAACAACUUGCCGGGUGCAAAAGUAUUUUUUUGUGACCGUUUCUGCGUAGUUUGGGGCUGGGCGAGAGGAUGAGGGAGCUGCUUCCUGAUUCUCUGGAACUUUCGGCGUAGGCCGGUUGUGUUUUGAAUCGGGGCGGCGGUUGUGCGCGAGCGUUGAACGGCCCUUUGUUAAACGGCCCAGCGGUUGGCGAGGAGGGCGCCGUCCACCUUCCUCCACCUUCCUCCACCUCCCCUCACUCAACCUCACCUACCUCCCCCUCCACCUCCUCUCAUCAUGGUGAAGAUGGACUGCGAGCCCAACCGGGCGCGCCUCAUGUGCAUGCUGUGGCUGACGUUCGGCUUCUUCGUGGUGGAGGUGGUGGUGAGCCGGUUGACCAGCUCGCUGGCCAUGCUCUCCGACUCCUUCCACAUGCUGUCGGACGUGAUCGCGCUGGUGGUGGCCCUGAUCGCCGUGCGCUUCUCCGCCAAGACCCAGUCGACGGCCAAGAACACGUUCGGCUGGAUCCGGGCCGAGGUGAUGGGCGCGCUGGUCAACGCCGUCUUCCUCACGGCGCUCUGCUUCACCAUCGUGCUGGAGGCCAUCGAGCGCUUCAGCGAGCCGCAGGAGAUCCAGAACGCGGUGGUGGUGAUCGGGGUGGGGGCGGCCGGGCUGCUGGUCAACCUGCUGGGGCUCUGCAUGUUCCACGCCAGCGGAGCCGGGGGCGGCGGAGGCGACGGCGGGCCGGGGGCGGCCCACGGACACUCGCACACCCACGUCGGCGGCUCCGACAGCCGCCACUGGCUCCGCAGGAAGAAGCGAAGCGACGCCGAGAAGCUGGCGGGCAACGGCAGCAGCGUCCGCGACCAGGAGGAGAUCAACAUCCUGGUGAACAGUGGCAGCCCCAUCAACUGUGUGAACGCCGACAAGCAGGACGUGUUCAGCACCCGCAGAAGCGGCGACUCCCGCCUUGUGAACGAUCUACUGAGGGAAAAUAAUAUGCAGAGCUUGCAGAUGAAUGGGAUUUCUAUACUUGAUGACCAUCUUGAUGAAUAUGGAGAUGUCGAAGAUACUGCAUCACAGCUGAACAUGCGUGGUGUCUUUCUCCAUGUGUUAGGAGAUGCUCUGGGCUCAGUCAUCGUCGUGGUAAAUGCACUGAUAUUUUACUUUGUUUGGAACCCGUGUCCUGAAAGUGGUCCGUGCAUUAAUCUAUGCCGACAUGAUCAUUGUCCAGAUCGACAUCUAAAUGGCACACAGUCAAACAUGUCUGAAUAUCGUGAAAUCAUUCCAGAAGCUGGACCCUGCUGGGUGCUUUUCUUGGAUCCCACCUUGUGCUGUAUUAUGGUUUGUAUUUUGCUUUAUACAACCUAUCCUCUUCUGAAAGAAUCAGCUCUUAUUCUGUUGCAAACAGUCCCAAAGCAAAUAGAUGUGCAGUUAAUAAAUGAGAAGCUGCGCAACUUGGAAGGUGUCCUUGCUGUACAUGAGCUGCAUGUCUGGCAGUUGGCUGGUAGUAGAAUCAUUGCGACAGCCCACAUUAAAUGUCGUGACCCAACAGCUUAUAUGGAUGUAGCCAAACGCAUCAAAGACUUUUUCCAUGAUGAAGGCAUCCAUGCCACAACCAUCCAACCUGAAUUUGCUUCUGUGAAUUCCGAAUCUCGCAUUUCUGUUUGUGAACUGCCAUGCAAGACUCAGUGUGCCUUAAAACAAUGCUGUGGCAAUGGAGAAAAGUCAUCCAGCGAUUCAAAGUUGGAAACUCCAUCUACCCAUUCUCUUGAGGUUAUCGGGGAAUCAUCCUCUGAAUGCCCCAAUGUAAGGACUGAAAGAAAUGAGAUGGGGAACAAUGCAGUAAAAAUCAAAGACACACAAUAUGAAUCGGCUGUGUAAAUUUAGCCAAACUAAUUUUGAAACGUGAUGUACUUUACUGACUUCAAAUUUUGGGGUUGUCAACUGGAAUUGGCACUAAGCUAAAAUAACCAUGGUGGAUAAUGCAACCAUAAUGAACUUGUUCCACAGCUCUGUGAUUUGUAUAUGGCACAUUCCAAAGCAAAACUGUGGACAGUUGUCUAGAAACUACUUGAAUUUGUUAUCGCAGCUUUUUGAGAAGCAGUGUGGAUAGUGCAUCACUGACUGUGUCAGCAAAAAAAAAAUGUAUUUAAUAAGGCCUGUAGCAUUUUGGGAAAUUAGGUUUUUAUAUAAGCAGUUUUAUAUAGAUUGAUGUAAAAGUUUUGCAUCAAUUUACAAAGUCUGUCCUUGCCAAAAGAGCUGCUGCUAUAUAAAACUGGGUUUGGGGUGGGAGGGGAAGAAGGGAAGGUCAUGUUAUCGAAACUCUCCAAGUGAAACCAGAGUAUUAAACAUAAUGAUUGGUAUUAAUGCAUGGGUAAUUUGUUUUGUGUGCUGCAAAAUAUAUAGUGAUAUUUUCUCCUUGCUAGCUCCAAGAGUGCAUUUAUUGUAUUUCUUUAAAUUAUUAGACCAUGGAAAUAUUCCUGAUACAGAAUGGACUGUAAAUUCUUGCUUCAAUCCUGUUGAUUAUAGUUGAUAACUGUAAGUAAUGUUUUAAUGCUCUGAUGUAGUUGAAUCCCAUGGUACAAGUGCUUGUCUGGGAUAUUGUGCAAUUGCUUUCUUCUGGACCAGCAACAUGCAAAUAUACAUAAAUAUGUACAAAUGAGUGUGGGUUUGCUUCAAAAAUUGUCAACCAAACAUGUGGGAUAGACUUGGAGUAAGAUGAAUGUGUGCAUUGUAAACAAUUGAUGGAUUGAAACAAUGUUCUGCUCGGUGCCCCGUUUCAUUUUUGGAAUUGUUUACUAUCCGAGAUUCUGAUAGAUGGUACUUUGGACAAAAUUUGUUCUUUUGUUCCAAGCACAACACGAUGUUUAGAAUGAAUAGUCAUGUUUUCAAAGAACCAAGUCAAGCAGCUGACAUUCGGUUUCAGUUAUACAGAUAGAAUUUUUAUUAACUUAUAUCCACUGCAUCAUAAAUGAAAGCAAUGUUUUGAUGGAGUUAAUUUCUUCAUGAUAAUUCUACAGAUGAGAGUGUGACAAACAUUACUUGCCCUAAGACUUUUUAAGAAUCCAGAGGAAAAAUAACCUUUGCAAGUAUAGUGAAAGUUCCUAUAAUUGUCUUUUGGUGUUUUCAUAAGUUAUAGAAGCAGAAUUAGACCAUUUGGCCCAUCAAGUCAUUCAACAAUAAGCUAACAUUAAAAUUAAAAAAAGGUAGAUUUAAACCAAGACAUCUGUGAGUUAGCCCAAAUUUGAAAUGCAGUACAAAAACACACACAAUUUGGUUAACUUGGUUGCUCUGAAUUUUGAGAGUUACCUGUUAAAUGUUAAUUUAUAAAUUUCAACCAAUCCAACUAUUUUAAAUUGGAUCAAGUUUUGUUGCAUUUUUCUUGUUCUCAGUCUUUUUAAAAAAAAAAAGCACAUUGUGGAGGUGAUACUUUAGUGCUGGGUAACUUGAGCUUUAGUCUACCAUGAAAAUGUUUUGCUUAAUAUCCUGAAAGCUAGCUACCAUCAAGCUGCAAGGCUUGAUGCACAAAUUUCAUACUAUUACGGCUGAGGGGUAAAAUACCUUGUCCUUUGUUUGAAAUAUAAUUAUACAAGCAUUGAAAUAUGGUACUGGUAAUUUACAAGUCCAUUACUGAUCUGUGAUUUGAGACAACAAAUGAAGUGUAUUCCUUGAACACACACUUAGGUUGAAUUUUCUGCUAAUAUCUUGAAGAAAUUGGAUGGCAUUCCUAUUCAGUGCGUUUUAGUCUAGGGGCUUUGGGGGAAGGGAAAAUGGGAGAUCAGGCUUGAGUUUUGAUUUGGAUCAUUUUGAGUGCAAAUCUUUUGGAUCAUUAUAGGUUCUAAAUGAUUUUGAGUGAAGGUGGUAAUCAAUUUUUAAAAUAAUAAUCCAAGUCCUAAUUUGGAGGUACAUAGUUAACACAUUUCAUAACUGAUGUGGCAUGUAGAACUUUAAAAAAAACAACUGUAUUUGAAUCUUCAAAUGGUUUACAGAAAAAUUACUGAGAUUUUUUUGCAUUAAAUGUAUUACAAUA